CCUCCGGGUUAUGACGUCACAAGGCGGCCCGCCCCUGGCCAGGCCCCUUGGCUCUGAUUGGUUGACUCGGAGCAGAGCGAUGAUGGAGAAGGGCGGGAACAAAUUACAGAGACAAAGAAAGUCUUUGGGUGUGACAAUUAGCGAAGGGCGUGCGGAGGGGCUCCCGGGCCGCGGUCGGUCGAUAGUCUUGUUUUCACCUGCUCCAGCGCGGCGCCCCGGAGCGGAGGCGGAGGCGGUCCGCUCUGACCCGGAGCCCCCAGCGCCCCGCCCACCGCGGGGGGGCAGGGCCAAGGGGCGGGGCUAUGUGGAGCCGGGCGGCUGGGCUGAGUAAUUGAAGCGGCUACCGAGCGGAGCCAUGGAGAAGCCGGAGUCUCUCGCGUCUGUCAGUGCGGAAUCCCCUCGGGGGGUUCCUAGGGCAAUACCUGGAGGUGUCAGAGGUAUACAAACUGACACCGGACUGCCCUCCGGAGUAGCCUUGUUUCGCGGUACUGGCCCCCUCUCGCAUUCCGGGGCCACUGUCAUUCGCAGUCCCGGGCCAAUCCGGCACUCGGAAGAGGCAGUGACCCUCAGUUCCGGACCCUGUCCGCAACUCAGGGAGGUUGCAGGCAGUAGUCUUGGGUCCAGCAAAUCCCCUGGCACUGGAACUGGUGCAGCUAGGGCGUCCAUCCCUGGGCCGGGGGAGCCUAAAGUGUACAGCUCGGAGAGUAGUCCACAGUCCGGGUCAACUUUUUUGCACUCUCAAAACUUUGAGGAACGGCCCCGGAGCAUCCUAAAAAACAGCAGCUCCAUCUUGAUGAAGAAAACCUCCAGUGCGGAGAAGAAGUCUCAGCGCUGGGAUGAAAUGAACAUCUUGGCCACCUACCACCCUGCUGACAAAGACUAUGGCUUUAUGAAGGCGGAUGAGCCCAGCACCCCCUACCACAGGCUGCAAGACAAUGAUGAGGACCUGUCUGCCGGGUCUUCUCCCAAGGUGACCCCUGAAUCACUGUCAGAGAGGUUUGCCACAAUGGACAAUUUCCUUCCCAAGGUCCUCCAGUAUGGAGAUAACAAAAACUCCAAGGCUGUGGACAACUUUGCCAAGACACACUCCAGUGAUUUUGACAAGCACCGAAAGAUACAUUACAAUGAAGGGAAGUUCCUGAAGACCCUGAAAACCCUGCCCUUGACCAGUGAGGAAGACAGCAGCAGCGGGGCUAGUGCCAGCAUCAGCAGCAGUAAUCAAAGUGUGAUGAUGGACCUGAAGCCCAGGCCCGUGGAGAAAGGCUGGCCAGGAAGACUGGCCCCAGGAGUCAAAAAUGAGACUGUCCUGGUGACUGACAGCCGUGGCCUAGACACCAGUGAUUCUGCUGCUUUCAGAAACCAGUUCCCCUCAGCUUCAGACUCGACCCUCAGGGAGGAGACUGCCCUGCAGCGUAAGGAGUAUUACAGUAAAGGAAGAUACCUGAGGUCCUGUUCGCACCCGGAGAUCGGAGAGGACAUAGAAGACGACGAGAUGAGCAAUGAUACCUUGCGGCUCCAGUGGACUCAGGAAAAAGAACCUAGACCAUGGAAAAUGUAGCCAGCUGAGGACGGGAUCAUCAUGCCUACCCUCAAAAAAUGUAUUCACCAAAGGAGGAAGGAGCAAAGACAGACCAGGGUCCCAGAAGGAAGGGGACAGCAGACAGUCUCUGGG
Messenger RNA from Peromyscus eremicus (cactus mouse), 1672 nucleotides. RefSeq lists its product as uncharacterized. The transcript is spliced from 8 exons. The record is from RefSeq and is a predicted model, not a curated record. NCBI's taxonomy places the organism in Eukaryota, Metazoa, Chordata, Mammalia, Rodentia, Cricetidae. Gene Ontology annotation, biological process: regulation of signal transduction. Bases 356 to 1558 code for a protein of 400 amino acids. Gene Ontology annotation, molecular function: protein phosphatase inhibitor activity.